AUGGCCAGAACGGAGAAGACAGGCGCACACCCAGCGUCGGAUAUCGAGGCUGUUCAGCUCGACCGUGACAACAUUACCAAUGAGAAAUCAGGACCACGUCCUGGCGAAUACGUGGAAAACCCGGCCAAAUACAACCAAGAGACGGAGCACAUCGGCACUCUAGAUCGCAGACUCAAGUCUCGUCAUGUGCAAUUCCUUGCCCUCUCUGGUGCGAUUGGCACAGGACUAUUUGUCGGCAGUGGCCAGGUCAUCUCGCUGGCUGGCCCCCUCUCGGCCGUACUCUCGUACGCCAUCACUGGCUUCAACCUCUUCUGCGUCAUCAACAGUCUCGGCGAAAUGGUUACUUGGCUGCCCCUCCCUGGCGCUGUCCCCAUCUUUGCCACUCGAUAUGUAGACGAGGCUCUGGGCUUUACCCUUGGCUGGAAUUACUGGUACCAGCUGGCCAUUGGCGUGCCGCUCGAGUGCACAUGA
Molecule: messenger RNA, 471 nt
Organism: Clonostachys byssicola
Lineage: Eukaryota; Fungi; Ascomycota; Sordariomycetes; Hypocreales; Bionectriaceae
Source: the annotation of a GenBank genome assembly